CGUAUCAGUGCUUUGUAUGCUUCUAUAUUUGCUAUUUAAACCUCGAAGUCAUUGAAAAAUUGGAAGCGAACAAAAGUGUGAGGGCGCUUUCCACUCUGGCGCAGCCACCGGAAAAGUCUAUUCCAUUCGCCCUAGAAAAUUUCCGAAAUUCAUACCGGAAUUUUUGGUCGAAGGGAAAGCGCCCAUUAUUUCGUUGUCUUGACAUUUCUUAUUCGGAAACCACGUUUACCAUGCUGUACUGUGCUUGUGUUGUAAUGUACCCUUUAUUUUAUAGUUUUGGUUGUGUUCCCAUUUCAACCUAUCAAGUACUAGUAGCUGCAGUUUGAUCAAGCGUUGAGUAAAUGACCGUAAGAUACGGUCAUUUCAUAAAGUUUUUCGGUGAGUAAUUUCUUCUAUUGCCCUAUUGUAGGUACAUACAAGGCAAUGGGUUUGUUCAAAGAACGCAGAUACCUGCAAUUGUGGAGCUGUUCUUCGAGAUCAUAACGACGUGAUAGAAUUUAACUGCUGCAAUGGAAAUCUUCAUUAUGACCAGACGACCCCUGUUCGCGUAAGAGUAAGCAGCAAAAACCGUCUAUCACCUGGAAUAUCGGUGACACAAACCCUUGAGGGGUUCAACAGCAAAUACAUAGUGUUGUUUCCUUCUGGAGCAAAAGUGGAGAUUUAUCGAAAUAGCUAUGGACUUAACAUCGUACUUCAAGUUGUUCGAGCCGAAAGUAUUAAUGACGAAGCUGGGCUAUGCUUGUACGAUGGCUCCCAGACCAACAUAGACACAUUUGGUUACAAGUGGAGAUUAAAUCCCGGAACAAGUUACUUUGAUACGCUGCCGGCGACUCUACCAGCUGAUGUUGGUCUGAUGUAUAAAGUAUCUUGCUCGUGUCAUAAGAAAGACAGCGACGGAAAGGCAGUGUGCAUUGAAAGCCUUCCCGUGCACUUCCCUAACAUCCUUGACAAAAAAGGAAAUGUGGUUCAAUUCCCUAGAGAUCAAAAUGCUGGGAGAGGAAAAAGAGACAUUUGCUACUACUCAGACGACCUGCGAGAGGAGGAUUUCGAUGUAUUCAAAAGUUACCUUGGGUCAGGUGGUCAUCAUCGUUACAAGCGGGCUGUGCUUAAUAAGCCUAGAUUCACAAAAGAAAACGCAACACUCUACUGUAUGGAGAAGGUUUCAAACACAGAAGUCGGUAAAUUGUGCGCCAGCCUUGGGGCCAAUGUUCAAGCCAAGGUCAACUCGUGUUCUAUAGAUCUUGAGCUGACCGGCGAAACAUCUUUUGCAAUUUCUGCUGUUUCCAUGCUUAUGAAUGAAUGUGGUGAAAUUGCGGGCAGAAACCUUUCUUCCUAUUUGAAUGAAAGCAGUGGAGAGAAACCGACUAAUUCUUCUAUGCUGUCAGACGUCGCUGAGCAACUAUGUCCAAACGAUUGCACCUUCAACGGGAGAUGUAUAAACGGUUCGUGCCUUUGCAAUAAAGGAUAUACUGCCAAUGACUGCGCAGUGUCAACGGAACAAAUACCUUAUAUAUCCAUGUUGCAAGGAAAUGGUUUGUGCGAUAGGCGUCAACGGCCGUGCAGGAAGGUAACGGUAAUGGGAAAUGGUUUCCUCAAUUCUGCAAAUUUGACCUGCCACGUGAUGGAAUUUAAGGUAACCAGUGGUUCGUGGACUCCAAACAGCACAGAACUCUUAUUUCCUGGCAUUAUGACAGAUUUGGUGCUUGUAGAUUGUUAUUUACCCCAAUCACCUGUCAUGCCUGGUUACUAUGACGCCUUCGUCGAGGGGACUCCAGCCGCCGGACUGAUGAUAUCCGUUUCUAACGAUGGUGAACGCAAAAGCGAUAAAAACCUCACGUUUAUAUCUUACGACUCGGCGUGCAUGAGUUGCAAUGUUUCGUCUGGAUGCUACGUAAAAAGCAACGCUUGCGUGAUCAAUCGUUAUUGCUUCGCUCCCAACGAGGUCAAUCCCAAUGACUGGUGCUAUCAAUGUCUUCCGGAUGUCAGCAAGAAUACAUGGACGAAACGCCAAGUUAAUCUACCACCUCAAUUUUCAUCGACCACCAAGUACUACGCAGUUCUUCAAGAGCACCUUGAGUUGACCAUUGGCGUUUCUGACCCAGAAGGCAUGCCUGUUACAGUUUCACUUAUGAAUGGAAGUCCAAGCAAAGCUGUAAUACGCGAAAAUGUUUUACUGUGGAACACCACCAAUGAUGCUAAGACUGAUUUCUUUCUCAAAGCCACGGAUGCGUGCAAUGCCUUUUCCACACUUAAUAUCUCGGUAUCCUUGCUUGACUGUCAGUGUCAAAAUAAUGGACGGUGUGUGCCUCAUCCAAAUAAACCCAGAGGGUCUGGGUACUAUGAGUGCCACUGUCUACCUGGAUUUACUGGAGACCAUUGUGAGACUAACAUCGACGAGUGCCUGUCUUAUCCGUGCUAUCGAGGUCGUUGCAUCGAUGGAGUUAACAACUUUACGUGCGUCUGCUAUUCCGGAUACGUUGGGAGAAAGUGUCAAAUAAAUUAUGACGACUGCAGUUCUUCUCCUUGCAUUCACGGUAAUUGCACUGACUAUGUAGGGGCAUAUGAGUGUAACUGUGAACCUGGAUACACUGGACAAAAUUGUACCAUUGAUAUUGAUGAAUGUAAAUCAUCUCCUUGCCAAAAUGGAAUUUGCAUUGAUCAUGUCAAUAACUACACGUGCAACUGCCACGUUGGUUUUACUGGACCUCAUUGCGACGUUAAAAUCAAGAAUUGUACCAGUGAUUCCUGUUACCCAAAUGUGAAAUGCUUUAAAAACAGCAACACAAUUUCAUGUGGUCCGUGUCCAUUUGGUUUCAGUGGCGAUGGAAAGAACUGUGAAGACAUUGAUCACUGUCUAAAUCACACAUGUGGUAAUGGUGGAUCGUGCGUUGACGGUAUCAGCACUUACUCAUGUAACUGCAUGGCGGGAUUCAAUGGAGUUAAUUGUCAGACAGACAUUAACGAGUGUGUCAAUCACACAUGUCAAAACGGUGGAUCGUGUGUAGACGGUGUCAACAACUACUCAUGCAGCUGCUUGCCAGGAUUUACGGGAUAUCAUUGUGGGACAGAUAUAGAUGAGUGUGUUAAUCACACGUGCAGUAAUGGUGGAUCGUGUUUAGAUGGUGUCAACAGUUACUCGUGUAAUUGCCAACCAGGAUUCACUGGAGAUCGCUGUCAGACUAACAUCAACGACUGUGUGAAUCACAAAUGUGAAAAGGGUGGAUCGUGCGUAGAUGGUGUUAGUAGCUACUCGUGCAUUUGCCUACCAGGAUACACUGGCAAUCGUUGUGAGACUGACGUCAACGACUGUGUCAAUCACACCUGUAGUAAUGGUGGAUCGUGCGUAGACGGUGUUAACAAAUACUCGUGUAACUGCCCGCCAGGUUUUACUGGAGAUCAUUGUGAACUUGACAUAGAUGAGUGCGUAAAUCACACAUGCAGUAAUGGUGGAACGUGUGGAUGGUGUUAACAAUUACUCGUGUAAUUGCCAGUCGGGAUUUACUGGAGAUCGCUGUCAAGCUGUUCUGCAAGUCACCCCAAAUCCGUCAACGAAAGCAGCAACGAACUCAACUACUAGGACCAUUACAUCAAUCCUUACUUCAUCCAGUAC
Molecule: messenger RNA, 3610 nt
Organism: Orbicella faveolata
Lineage: Eukaryota; Metazoa; Cnidaria; Anthozoa; Scleractinia; Merulinidae
Product: von Willebrand factor D and EGF domain-containing protein-like
Biological process (GO): anatomical structure development
Cellular component (GO): cell surface; extracellular region
Molecular function (GO): calcium ion binding; signaling receptor binding
Source: RefSeq, a predicted model, not a curated record